Molecule: messenger RNA, 13331 nt
Organism: Monodelphis domestica (gray short-tailed opossum)
Lineage: Eukaryota; Metazoa; Chordata; Mammalia; Didelphimorphia; Didelphidae
Gene: INPP4A
Product: inositol polyphosphate-4-phosphatase type I A
Cellular component (GO): cytoplasm
Molecular function (GO): phosphatidylinositol-3,4-bisphosphate 4-phosphatase activity
Source: RefSeq, a predicted model, not a curated record
AGCAGCCUCGCUUUGCUGCUGCAGCAGCUAACCACACGGGGGAAGUUGUGAGGGUUAACACUGGGGAACGUAGUUGCAGCCUGGCAGCCAAGGAGGAGGAGGAGGAGGAGCCGGAGAAGGAGGAGGGACCGGAGCCUAUGACUUCACAACCAGGCAGCCCUAAAGCAGGCGGCGCCGGGGUUGCAGGUUCUUCAGUCUGCAAGGAGCUGCAACAGCGGUAAAGGCGGCGGUUCUUCUUCCCCGUAGUCUGUCACUCGGGGAGCUGGCUCGAGAGCCCAGCAGCGCGGGCUUGCUGCAGGAAACAUCAAUAUUCCCUGAGGGCUGUUGUCCUUCAUCUUUGGUGAUGCUUCCGAGUGACCUGAAGGAUUGAGGCUAUGUGAUGAAAUUGAAUCAACUUCUAUAAAAAUGCAUCCUGCCUUUGCUGUACUGAAGAAAAACAAUUUUCUGGCUGCUGCCAUGCCUGGUGAAUAGGGCUCAGGGACAGAACUUUCCUGGAAAUAGUUGUGGGCAGACCCAGCAGGGAAGAGCACACCAUUGCUCAUGACACCAUGACAGCAAGAGAACACAGCCCACGUCAUGGCUCCAAGUCCCGUUCUGUACAGCGGGCCUCAACUAUUGAUGUUACCACGGACAUGGUGGGACUCUCUCUGGCAGGAAACAUCCAAGAUCCAGAUGAGCCCAUAUUAGAAUUCAGCUUGGCUUGCAGUGAGCUGCAUACUCCAUCGCUAGAUCGAAAACCAAAUAGUUUUGUAGCAGUGAGUGUAACAACACCUCCCCAGGCAUUCUGGACAAAACAUGCACAGACAGAGAUCAUAGAGGGAACUAACAAUCCUAUAUUUCUAAGCAGUAUCGCCUUCUUUCAAGACUCCCUUAUCAAUCAGAUGACACAAAUCAAACUAUCUGUUUAUGAUGUCAAAGAUAGAUCUCAGGGAACAAUGUAUUUACUGGGUUCUGGGACGUUCAUCGUCAAAGAUCUGCUGCAGGAGAAAUACCAUAGGUUGCAUUUAACACUAAGGUCUGCUGAAAAUGAUCGUGUAGGCAACAUCACAGUCAUAGGAUGGCAAAUGGAAGAGAAAUCAGACCAGCGGCCCCCUGUAACGCGGUCACCUGAUACAGUUAACGGGAGGACUGUUCUGCCAGUGGAUGAAAGCUUGACAGAGUCAUUAGGAAUCCGAUCCAAAUAUGCUUCCUUGCGGAAAGAUUCAUUACUUAAAUCAGUGUUUGGUGGUGCCAUCUGUAGAAUGUACCGUUUCCCCACAACUGAAGGGAAUCACCUAAGGAUCUUGGAGCAGAUGGCUGAAAGUGUCCUCUCCUUACAUGUUCCUAGACAGUUUGUAAAACUCCUUCUAGAAGAAGAUGCAGCAAGGGUUUGUGAAUUGGAAGAAUUGGGAGACCUCUCUCCCUGCUGGGAAAGUCUACGUCGACAAAUUGCUACUCAGUACCAAACUAUAAUACUAACUUACCAGGAAAACCUAACUAAUUUACAUCAGUACAAAGGCCCCUCAUUUAAGGCAAGCAGUUUGAAAGCUGAUAAAAAAUUGGAAUUUGUACCCACAAAUUUGCACAUACAGAGAAUGCGAGUCCAAGAUGAUGGAGCAUCAGAUCAGAACUAUGAUAUCAUAACCAUAGGAGCAGCCGCGGCCCACUGCCAAGGCUUCAAGUCAGGGGGUCUUCGGAAACGACUGCACAAAUUUGAAGAGACCAAGAAACACAGUUAUGAGGAAUGUUGUACCUCGCCCAGCUGCCAAUCAAUAAUAUACGCACCACAGGAUAUCAUCAGAGCAAAGGAGAUUAUUGCCCAGAUCAACACCUUAAAAACCCAAGUCAGUUACUAUGCUGAGCGGCUCUCUAGGGCAGCCAAGGACAGAUCAGCUAAUGGCCUUGAAAGAACGCUUGCCAUCUUAGCAGAUAAGACAAGACAACUGAUUACUGUCUGUGACUGUAAAUUGCUGGCUAAUUCGAUACAUGGACUAAAUGCUGCUAGACCUGAUUACAUUGCCUCAAAAGCAUCUCCCACCUCAACUGAGGAGGAGCAGGUGAUGCUCAGGAAUGAUCAAGACACUCUUGUGGCAAAGUAUACAGGAAGAAAUAGUCGAUCUCUCCAUGCAGACUGGCAUGAGGCAGAAUGGGAAAAAGUUUGGUUGAAUGUCGACAAAAGCCUAGAGUGCAUCAUCCAGAGAGUUGACAAACUUCUCCAGAAAGAGCGAUUGCAUAGCGAGAGCUGUGAGGAUGUUUUCCAGUGUGAUGUCAGCGGGCCGAGUAAGAAAGGUAAUCGGGAUAAUCGAGCCUAUUGGAUAAAACCGGAAUCCUCACAUGACAUCUCAUCAUGCUCCCUCUCCAUGCCAUCUGCUGCCUUCCAUUCUCAUUGGAGCACAAAUAGCAGCCCCCCUCCUGAAGAAUCCAGCCCAGGUGAAUGGAGUGAGGCCCUUUACCCCUUGCUGACGACACUCACAGAUUGCGUAGCCAUGAUGAGUGACAAGGCCAAGAAAGCAAUGGUUUUCCUGUUAAUGCAGGACAGCGCUCCAACAAUAGCUAUGUACCUGAAGCUCCAGUAUCGCAGGGAUGUUGUCUUCUGCCAAACUCUGACUGCACUAAUUUGUGGGUUCAUCCUCAAGCUAAGGAACUGCCUCCAUGAUGAUGGUUUCCUGCGGCAACUCUACACCAUUGGCUUAUUAGCCCAAUUUGAAAGUCUCCUCAGCACCUAUGGUGAGGAGUUGGCCAUGUUGGAGGACAUGAGUCUGGGGAUUAUGGACUUGAGGAAUGUAACCUUUAAAGUAACGCAGGCCACAUCAAAUUCAUCAACAGACAUGCUCCCUGUAAUCACAGGAAAUCGUGAUGGAUUUAAUGUGAGGAUUCCAUUGCCAGGCACACUCUUUGAUGUGCUCCCCCGGGAGAUUCAGAGUGGCAUGCUUCUAAGAGUUCAACCUGUCCUGUUCAAUGUGGGGAUUAAUGAGCAACAAACUUUGGCAGAGAGGUUUGGAGACACAUCUUUGCAAGAAAUUAUAAAUGUGGAGAGUUUGGUGAGAUUAAAUUCUUACUUUGAGCAGUUCAAGGAAGUUUUACCUGAUGAUUGUCUACCUCGAUCUCGUAGUCAAACGUGCCUGCCUGAGCUGUUGCGGUUCCUGGGACAGAAUGUACAUGCCAGGAAGAAUAAGAAUGUGGAUAUUCUCUGGCAAGCAGCUGAGGUGUGCCGAAGACUCAAUGGAGUCCGAUUUACCAGCUGCAAGAGUGCCAAGGACAGGACGGCUAUGUCCGUGACUCUGGAGCAAUGCCUGAUCCUGCAGCAUGAACACGGGAUGGCCCCCCAGGUCUUCACCCAGGCUCUGGACUGCAUGAGGAGCAUUGGAACACGGGAGGUAGUCACCCAGAAGAACUUGAGUGGUUUGGUGCCCAUCCGAGAUUUCAGACUAGAUCCCAGCCUCCUCUACUCCAUUCCUUUAUUAGCUCUGAGCCCCAAUUUACUGAUUGUGUGGCUGUUUCUGAGCAUUGCAUACCUGGUGGCCAAAUUCCGUUGCAAAUGAAGACCAGUUUAAAAAAAUAAUAAUUCAGUUAUAAAGAAAAAAAGUCCUACAAUAUGUAUCACCACCUUAUUAACUAGCUGGACAGAAGGAAUGUGUCAAAGCGUUUUCUGCCAAGAAAUAUAUUAUGCCUUACAGUUUGACAUUUUUAUUGUACUGAACUGUAAAUACCCAUCAAAUUAUUUUAUUCAGAGGAUCUGUAUUGAAAUUUUUAAAUUGAUUAUUCUGCUUUCAGUGCUUGUAACAUUCUUACAGUGCCCUGUUGCCUCGUCAUGUAGCCGGCCUGAAGAUCAGUUACGCUUACCAAAUAUUUCUCUUACCUUCAGAUUUAAACGUAUUUGUCAUCUAUAUGCUUCGUGUUCCCUGUUUCAUGUAUUCCAGAGAAAGGAACUCUUGUCUGAAAAGAAUUUGUAUCUUUUAUAUACUCUUUAAGUGUAUGCUGGCCUUUCCUUUCCUUUCGAAGAGGAUUGAUAAGAAAAAGAAAAAUAGACAGGUUUAUAAUUGUUUGUUUAGAGAUGCCUAUCUAAUAGGAUGUAUAUUCUCUGCUUUCAUUUCAAAGCAUAGUCCCCAAGUUAAAGUAGCAAACAGUUUGCAGAGCCAUAACUUUUUUCCUUGUGCAUGUCUAAAUUUUUCUGACUUAGCUUAUCAUGGAGUUGUGAUUAUGACAGUAUUCUGUAUCACACCAAACACAUGAAAAUUUGGUGUCACUGCUUACAUAUGACUUUUUGUUCUUUUUAACCAUUCUUAAGAAUUCAUCAGAGGGAUUACAGGAAUUUGAGUAUAUAGUAGCUGAGCAUAUUAAUUUUUUAAGAUCUCUUUGUCCCCAAAAUAGCAUUCUUUUAUUAAAUAUUGCAUCUUUGAUUCCAUAUUAAAGUCAGAAGCCUUGUUUUCUCAAAACCAAAUAUGAUUACAUUUGGAAAUCCAGGAAAGUUUGUCCCAGUUCAUUCUUGCUUCCUGAAUUCUAUGAAUCUUUAACAAACAAAUGCCAGCCACAGAAAUAUACUCGGGUUUGGUUUUGUUCUUAAUUUAUUAUCCUUAGUUUUAACAUAUACAGUAUCCAUAAAUUGCUUUUUACCUUAUUAUUCACUUGUUGCAGAAGAUUUAUUAUAUCUUUGUUAUUGUAAAGUGCAAAUAAACAAAACACUAACAAUAAAAAGGGACUGCUUGGGAGGGGGAAACUAAAGUCAUCCAUACUGAAAAUGUUCUGGUUUGUGUUGUAAUGAUUUUUUUAAAACCAACAUUUCAAUGGUUUCCCUCCCCAGAACCAGUGAAUUUGUAGAAUUUCUUUACUAAGACCAUGCAGGGGUAUUACUCUCAGACUCUGUUUGGUUAAUCAAUCAAUAAGGCAUUUCAUCAAAUUGGUUCUUCACCAGUUUUGAAAAUUUGGAAUGAAUUGAGAAAAAAUAAAUUAAAACAAAUAAGGGAAACUUGCUUCCUCCUGACAUUUAAGGUUUUCAGAAUUUGCUCAUGGGCUUCUCUGAUUGGAUAUUAUAUCCUGGCCUCAAAUUUUUUAUGGUUCAUAUAAUCAACAGUACUUAAAGGCAAGCCCAAGGGCAGACACUCUGGAAGGAAUACCUCUGCCACAUACCCAAGGACUUGUACCUUCGUUUUUAAUCCCUUCUUUCCCUGCCCCCCCAAAUUCCUGGAACUCUGUAUCUACAAUCUCCAGUUAGAAGUUUUCAGCUUCUCCAAAAAUGGCAUCACACAUGCAAUGCUUUGCAGUCUUUUUUCAAUAAUUGGGAUUUGAGAUCUAAAUAUAGUCCACUGAAUAAGCUGACCAUAUUGGAAGAUGCUGUGUAUAACUUUUUUUUUUUACAGAAAAAUAGUUAGUUUUUUUAAUAGUAAAUGGAAAAGAAUGUGAAGAAUUAACAAAUCAUGCAUCUUCCUUUGAAUCUUAAAUUUAGAGGAAUGUAAGUAAGCCUGUUCUCCAGCUUUCAGGCAGAACUUGAACCAUUAGCUCAACCAUUCUAGACAGAUCUUUUUGAAGAGGGCACAGAAGGAUUGAUUCUUCAUCCUCACCCAGUAAUCUCUACUAUAGACAGAUGCUUUCUUGUGGCUAACCAAGUCCCAUAUGCUACAGCUGGUUGCCAGGUUCCUGGCUAAAUGCACUUUUUCUCCUUCAACUAAAUAUAUUGAAUACUUACGACAUGCAAUAAUAGAAGAAUGUCAUAUGUAUGAAUGUAUAUGAACUAAAAAAAGAAAUGUUCUGUAUUCAAAGAUGGCCCCAUGGACAGUGUUAUGUACUGCAUUGGACCUGCAUCAUCAGUAGGCCUUAAUGUUUGAUCCAUGAAUACUGAUGGCAGUUCAUUUGCACAAUUCUCCCCUUCCCCUGCCCCCAGGUAAUCUGCUGCCUGGCCCACUGGUACCCCAGAUGAGGCCAGUAUGGGUGGAGGUGGAAGUUGUUUGUCAUGUGACCUGCAGAGAAGCUGUAUAUUUCUUUGUGUCCCUCAUGUUCUGAGCAUAUUCUCAUGGAACCAAUCAUCCAUGUCUGUGUGUGUGUGAUGGACGAGCUUUCAUGGGGACUGGGUCACAGGAGAAUGAAGGUUUUCCUCUGAAACUCAGGACACAGAAUACAUUUCUGAGGAUAUCAUUUAAAAGAACUGUAGAUAUGGAAAGGACCUCAUGAGACUAUAUAUAAUGCUCCUUUGUAUUACAAGUGUACAGCAAUGAAACAUAAAAGAAUUGUAUCUCUUUUCUUUGAAUUAUCCAAUAAAGUAGCUGCAACCUCCCUUGAUGUUAGAAAGUUCUUCCUAAUAUAUACCCAAAUGAGAUAAUGUAUGUUAAGCACUUUGCAAACUUUAAGUCACUAUACAAAUGUCUUAUUUCUUAUUGUCCUUACUAUGGUCAUGGAAAAAGGCUUCAACAAGCUAAAGAUAGAUUGAGAGAGAGACAGACAGAAAGAGAAAGAGAGAGGAUUAUAGAAGAAAAGAGGGAGUUAAUAAUUUUGCAUUCGUCUUUUAUAUUGACUUUAAAAUAUAAUAAUGUCAGGGACAAGAUUAAAGGAAAUUUUUGUCAUUCAUGUUUAUUUCUCUGUUUCUCAGGGAACUCAACAAGGUUUAGAAGGGAAAUCUUUUUCUUCAAUAAUGACACAAAAUGGUUUCCCACUCAUUCUUUUUACAAAUUAGUUAGCAACUUUAUAUCCCCUGCCCUUGUCCAAAUGAAGAUAUGUAUUCCAUUUUCUCUUUUCUCUAAACAAAACCUCUACUCCCUGAAAAAGACUUUUAAUUCCUUCUUUGACACAUAAUGCAUUAUUCUGAGCUAUCUGCAAUAAUAAAAUUGAUCUGGAUGAAUUCUGGACUGAUAGGUUCCAUUAAUUUUAAUUUUCACUUUGCAAUCUUUUGCAUGUAUAGCCAAUUAUCUUCCUUAAAUUGAGUUGAUAUCUUUGUGUUUAUAUCCUGAUUUCUCCUUUUUAAAUGGACAGACUUGAAAGGAGACAAAGGGGAAAAAAUCUAUCAUUCUGUUUUAUUGAUAUAGAAGAAGAUCUUUUGGCUUGGGAGUAGUUCAAAUUGUUCUUGACUCCAUACAUUCAGGGCCUUUUACAUGUGUGUGAGAGGGAAGCACACUCAUUGCCCCUUAAAAAUUCAACACCUUGGAUUAAACUCCUUAGAUACAUUUUGCUGAAGGACAAAAUAUUAACUACUGUGAUAGAAGGGCACCAUAAUUAGCAGAUUCGUGGAUUAUCCUUCAGUUCCAAAGGUUGAAUUGUAUAAUAAUUUAUUUGAUAUUAUAUGAUAAGUUGAAUGUAGGCUAAGAUAUAUGAGGUCCAAACACAUUUCAUAGAAUCAUAGAAUUACAAGAUAAUAAUAGUGGCUAACAUUUAUAUAGUACUUUAAGGACUUCAUAUGUUAUCUCAUUUGAUCCCCACAACAACCGUAUGCUCUAGGCAUUAUUCUCAUCCCCAUUUAACAGGAUAGGAAGAGACCGCAGAAUUCAUCUAGCCCAGCCCCAGACUGAAGCCUGAACACCUCCACUAAGGGCUCCUAUAUGGCCUUCAUUUAAAGACUGUCAAGGAAUUCAUUGCUCAUUAAUGUAACCCUUUUUUCUUGUUUGAAAGCUCUUCUUGCUGGUUAAUUCUUCCUAGCAGGGAGCCAAAAUUUGCCUCUGUAAUUUCUACCCCUCCAGCUUAGUUCUGUCUUUCUGUGACCAAGAACCAGCUCCCUGCUCAAACCUGGCAGUCCAUUACAUAUUCGAAGAUGAUGAUCGCGUCCUCCUCCUCCCCCUCCUCUCCUCAAGGCCAGGGCAGAUCUCUCCAGUUCCUUUGGCUUACCACCGUAGUUUUAAAACCCUGCACUACCUGUUUGCCUUCUUUUGAGACACCCUUUAACUUAUCAGCAUUCUUUUUGAACUAUAUUGAUCCAAACUGGACAUACUGCUCCAAAUGGACUAGUGGCAUCUGAAGUCAUAGAACCUGGAUUUACUGCCCACCUCUGUAUGGCCUUGGACAAGACAGAGUAGUUUCUUUCUUUCUUCUUCCUUUUCUUUUUUUGUAAAACAUUGGCUGUUCAAUUAGAUGGCUUCUGAGGAUCCUUCCAGUCUAGGUAUAUUAUCCUGAGAAAUAGCUGGGGUAAAAUACAGUGGGACUUAAAACUCUCCCUUAUUCUUUUCUAUACUUCUAGAAAUUGAAUAUUACCACAGUUUAAAUUCACAUUUUUAAUGUAUUAAAUCGUAAUGAAAUUAAAUUUUGAAUUUUAAAUUACAUCAGAAAAUAUCUAGUGAGCUAAGCAAUUGGUAUAAUGGGGAAAAAAACAACACUUGGGAGUUAGAGGACUUUUAGUAUUCAAUAUAAACUUUACUAAUUCUUUGUGACCUUGAGUAAGUCACUUAAUGUGAAGUUUAAUUUCCUAUUUGUAAAAUGCAGGGCUUUAGACUAGGUUAUUUCAAAGGUCUAAAUUUUAGGGGGGGAAAACCCCCAAAUGGGUAUGCAGUUUUAUAGCCCUUUGGGCAUAGAUCCAAAUUGCUCUCCAGAGUAGUUGAAUCAGAUUUACAACUCCACCUACAAUCAAAAGAGUUUUUUGAAUGUUCAAAAAAUUGUUUUUCCAUAUAAUUGGGAAAAAGCCAAAGGUCUAAAUCUAGAAUCUUGCUCAUUCUACUUCCCUGAUAAUAUAAUUUGAAAUGUAGUUCUGACAUUUUUUGAGAUAGUUACCUGUUUGGAAUAUACUUCUGCAUAUGUUCAUGUUUAGAUAUUUUGCCUAUUAAAAGAAAAUUCCCAAAGAUUAAAGAAGUCUAAUCACAAUAUAUAAUCAGUAGUGUUAUGUUAAAUGCAAGUAUAUUUUUGCUAAUUAUAAGAUAGAGCAGAAAAUAGGCAAUUCUUUCUAGAGAGUCUUUGACUAUAUUGUUGAGGCCUUGGGGCCCUUUUCACUUCAAUAGAUACCUGUUAAGUGCAAAGCACUGAUAAGAAAUAGCAUAUCUUAACUAUUUUAAAUAGUAUUAAGCAAGUAGCAAAUAUUAAAAAUAUUUCCUGACUUUUGAAUAAAAUACUAUAAUUCUGCCAGAAAUAUUUUGCAUUUGGCUGUUUCAUAUAAUAGGAAUGAUUUCUAUUCUGAGCUUUUCCAGUUUACAUUUUGAACUAUUACCAUAAUCAUUCUUUAAAAAAAAAAACUUAAGAAAGGAGGAAAAGACAUAAUAACAUUUUAGAAAGCUAUUUACUUUGCUUAAAAUCUUUGAAGAAUCCUAUUUUCUUGAUAACUACAAAUUUUACAUAUCAUCAAGGGCAAUUUUGUAAUGAUUUGAUAACUAGCUGAUUUAAUAUCUAACUUAGGGUAGUAUGAAAACAAAGCUGUGCUGUACAUGAGGACAGUAUGCUGGGGAAAUUAUAUUUCUAUUUUGAACAGCUUUUACCUCUUUUUGUACAUGUCUACAUAGGAAAAUUUCCCCAGAAAUUCCUAGAAUUAUCUCAGUUUUCGUAGAAGAAUUGCUGGCCUAAUAGAUAAGGCUCCUCCUCAGUAUUUGCUAAGACAGUAUGUAUUACAGUGUGGCAUCUCUCCAAGAACCAGUGCUGGAGAGGAAGUAAAAGGGCCACGUCUCUGGGAAGGGUAUGGUGUGACUCUUUCUCCAUGUUUUGCCCCCACUCACUUGCUUGUUGAAAGAGCUUGCCAUGAACUACUUCUUGGGGAAUCUCUAUUCUUGCUAGCCAUGUAGACACAACUGUAAUAAUGCUUGGGAACACUUGGAUCACUUUGCACUCCAAGCAACUGUUUCCACAGUCAAAAUAACUGACAUUAAUAUUGUCAGUUGAUUUUUUUUCCAAUUGUAUCAUUUUGAUGCAUGUCAGAUUCAUUUGAGGGAAUAGUAUCAUUUUCUGUUAUACAUAACCAACAAAGAUAGUUAUUGCUAAAAUAGAGGGAACAAUAACAUUCUUUUGAACCUUUUAUUCUAAAAUAAGCCAUUAAUCAUUUUAGCUUAGCAGAACAGCUUUCAAGCUAUUUCUUAGAAGACUAUGCAGGAGACCAUCAAAGUAUCUUAGCCAAUAAAUCCUGAAAUACAUGAAACCAUCUUUUAAAAAAAAUCCAAACUUUCUUCCACUUAGAUACACUGCUGCUUUUUGCAUCCAUUUAUGUGCUUUGUAAUUCCAUUGUUCAAAUAUUUAAUAUUUAGAGUUGCAAAUGAUCCAAGCAUCCAUUUAAAAUAACUAGUUCUUCUUUUAAUGCUAUGAAAAUAACCAGUUCAUUUCAUCUUAGUUUAAGUCUCUUUUUUUUUUCCUUUUUUACUGCUGUCAUUUUUUGUGCUUGUUUUUUUUUUCCCUAGUGAGGGUUGUCGGCGAGAAAAUACAAUGAAGAAUGUUGGAUGUCGCAAGUAUGCAUUUAAUUCCCUGCAGCUGAAGGCUUUCCCAAGGCAUUACAGGCCUCCAGAAGGAACAUAUGGAAAAGUUGAAACAUAAAUAUACUGUGUCCUCUAAUUAGCUGUUACACAAUAUAUGUGGGUACACUCUAGUUGAAUUCUUCAUGAAGAUCAGAAUUUUUUUUGGAACAUUUCACCCUAGAUUCUAUUGAGCAUGUUAUCUUAUUGCAUUGGAAUCAGUAGGAAAGAAUGUUUUGGCACAGUAGUUUAUGUAGUGAUGACUGCCCCUUUAAAUAGCCUUCAGUCCCAUGUGAGCCACACAAAUACCCACGAGAUCAUUCCCUGUAUUCAACAGCUAGAUAUAUUCAGGAUGCUGAAAGAUUUUUAUACAUGGCCACUUAGGUAGCUGUUUCACAUAACAACCUUUACUAUUGAGUUGAUUUAGGAUUGAGUUUUUCAUCAUACUGUAUUUUUUAAAAUUAGAAAACAAAUAAUAAAGUAAUUGGAACUGGGGCAACAUACAUAUUGACAGAAUUGGACAAAAUCAAUUGUAACUUCAGGAAAAUAAACUCACCUGAACACCUAACUGUGAAGCAAAAGGAAAUAGCCAGGAUGAUUUGGCCUUUGUGUAAUGCUGCCUGUAAAACAUAAAGUUGCUCUCUCAUUAUACUAGCCUUGCUAGGUUUCAAAAACACUCAAGAUUUUUCCAGAUAUUCUUAAGUGAGUGCACUUUAUUGGAAGGUAACAACUGCCACAGAACUGAAAUUCCAAAGUCUAUUUCAACAGCUGUGUGUCUUGAUGAGUCUUUUUUUAAUCAGCCUUGCAAAUUAAAAAAACAACAUCAAAUAUGAAAUAGUUCUCCUCUUUUCCAUCCUUGAACUCAUUGCUUGUACUCAUUGUUAGAAUUCCACCUUCUGCAGUGUACCCCAAACUCCAUUGGACUCGAUUAAAAUUCUGUGCAUCCACAGACAAAAAGAGGCAUUUUUACAUAGCUGCCAAACCAACAUUCUGAAGUGUGCAUAUCUACAAUUUCAUGAAGCAAAUGCUAUCAAUAUUUGAAUGAAAGUUAAAUAUUUCUGGAGCUCCCCUUUCAAGGGUUUGCUUAUUCUUUUACCCCUUUACUAGAUUUAUUCUUUUUAAAGGCAUAAACUCGGACCAUAUUGCAAAGUCUUUGAAAUGCCUUUUAUCCAAUUCAUGAGAAUUCUUAAUGUAUUUUCUUCCUUUGCUUGUUAUAUGUUAAAUGAGGUUUCCAGCAACUAUUGAGCCAGUUGGGUCUAUCUGCAUCCGAUCUUCUGAUUUUUCUUUCCUCAAAGAUUUGGGAAUUGAAAUAAUUUAUCCUCAAAUCAUAGUAAAACAUUUCAGGACCUUUUUAAAAGCAUGAAACGUUCCCAACUCAUUAUUUCAAGGCAGGUUGAAACUUGGAAGCUAAAGAACUGACUGUUUAUUUCCUGUAAGGAAAUAACGAAUAUGACGUAUUUCAUAGAGGUUUGUUCUUGUUUCAUUUUUGUAGGAAUGCUUGUGUGUGUGUGUUUCAUCAGUUCUGUUAAUCACGGUUGUCUUAGAGAUGUUCUUUGGGUAAAUUGUUCUUAAGAUUAUAUUGAAACUUGGCCCAUUCUUAACAUUGCCUAAAUUUGGUGUAUAUAAAUCAUUCUUGUUACUUCAAAGGAUAUUAAGAUGUCCAUGUAUAUUUUACUGGAGCCUUUUAACAUAACUAUAGAAGGAAAACUAUGAAAAAGGUCAUUGAUUUGAAAUUACUCCUGUCUAAAAUCUUAGGAAAUAUAUUUCCACCUUUUGCCUUUCAUUUCUCCAGAAAUUACUCUUUGAAAUAUAUGGCUAUGUUGCAUAUAUAUUGUAUGUUUAUUUACAAAAUAAAGGCAAUAGAAUGAUCAUACGUAUAUGUAUACAAAUGUAUGUAUACCAGAAUUAAAAAUCUGGCAGAAUCGUUUGACUCCUGCUAGCAACGGGUAUCCAGACAGCCACCAGUAUCGAAGAGGGGGCCUUUGAGCUGUGCUGCAGAAAUGCUUCUCCAUCUCAGCAGUGGUGAAGACAAAAGAAGAAAAACUUCCGGUGUGGUCUCUUUCCUGUGACGCCACACCCACAGCCAGGUCAGCAUGAAGUUCCGGGAAUGUUGCCAGCAUUUUGUGCUGCUUACGCGGGAGCUGUCCAAAUCCUGACGAGAUUUCUGCAGGCUUUUCCCUUUUCACCCUGUAUCCCUCCAUGACGCGUUUUGAGUAUUUUAUCCACAGUGUACAAUUUUAACCUUUUCUUUCUUCUCCUUAGAUCCUCUCCCCCAGGUUUUUGUUAUGUACUUCCAUAAUAAUUUUGCCAUUUUAAGGGAUCUUGUGUGUAUUCUUUCAAAACAUUUUUGUGUGUCUGAAGAUGUUUUCACCGUGGAGUCUCUCACACACAUAAGUGUGCGUGGAGCUCUUGGGGCGCGCUCCCUCAGCGAGCCUUCGAGCGUGGCUCAGGUUUCAGCGUUCUGUCCGGAGAGCGCCUGGCUUCCGCUGUUUCUCACACGUGACCCAGCAUCCCGCGCGCAUUCGCAGGUCUGGGGAGAGGUCGUGCGGAACAAGAAAGGUCACGUGUUCAUCCAUUAAAAAUGUUUUAAUCUCCAGAUUCCCCAUGAAGUACUUUUGAGUUGCACGAAGGAGGCUAUUUUAGUGUAUUGCAAAACGGGAGUCCUGUCUGGUGUGCUUUUCAAGGACACUUUUUUAAUGUCACGAAACAUACGGAGGGAUUAAAAUGGUUGCCAGGUGCGGUAUGUGUAUGUUCUAUGAAAGCACCUACAGCACAGUUGCCUUUUGUUUCACUUCUAAAUGUAAAAAUAUUGUAUAAUAUAACCGUUUGUCCCUACACAAUUGUACUUGCCAAGCUUUGUGCAUUGAAAUAUUUUUAUUUAUUUGUUUUGGGCAGUAUUAAUAUAUUAUAAACCUAUGGUUACUGUUUUAUAUAUUCUUAGAUCAUCCAAGCCAUGUAUGCUGUAAAUGUGCUAGUCUUUAGAAUGAGAAAUAUUAAUAAAGAACUGACAGUACUCAA